Molecule: messenger RNA, 14154 nt
Organism: Carcharodon carcharias (great white shark)
Lineage: Eukaryota; Metazoa; Chordata; Chondrichthyes; Lamniformes; Lamnidae
Gene: apoltp
Exons: 77
Coding region: 92-12400 (4102 amino acids)
Biological process (GO): lipid transport
Molecular function (GO): lipid carrier activity
Source: RefSeq, a predicted model, not a curated record
ACAGCCUCAGAAAGCAGCUUCCUGCUGCCCGGGAACUGGUGCUGUUCUGCUCAACAUUGGGCUCUCCCAGGAGAUUGAUCUUGUGACAAUUAUGAGGCUGCAGGCGGUUCUCUGUCUCUGGGCGGCUGUCAGCUCCUUUGCAAGAAACUUGGCGAAACCUCGGCCAGGUAAUCUGUGUGUGGCCGUUUGCACGGGUACCAAUCAACUGAAUUACCAGAAAGGUUUCAGAUAUACCUACAAGUACACAACUGCCACAAACAGCUUCUUGCAGGGCAGUUCACAUGAGAGCAGUGGAGUAGCAAUAGAAUGUUUAGUGAAUAUUGAUGUUCUUGACAAGUGUCACCAUAUCCUAACGCUCAGAAAUACGCAGAUUAAAGGAUCAAUGUCAAAUGAGGUGGAACUUCUCCCAGGUCAGGAGAAGCUAAGAGCUUCCCUGGAGAAACAUCCACUUCAAUUUUCUUUCCAAGAUGGGAUAAUUCCUGAGAUCUGUCCUUCAGAAGGUGAAGAAACCUGGGCCUUGAACAUCAAGCGAGGCAUCCUCAGUAUUCUCCAGGAUUCAUAUACAGUAAAUAAACAGAAAACUGUUGAAGAGGUUGAUAUUUCGGGCAAGUGUUUGUCUGUGUAUAAGGUGCAAGGUUCCCUACUUAUGAAGUUUAAAGACCUAAACCGUUGUUUCCUACGCUCUAUGGCUGUCACUUCAUUGCAGUCAGUAGUUCUACCGGAUUCUGCAAUCUUGGAUUCCCAGUUGGAAUGCAUGCAGAACUAUAAAGGUGGCAUCAUAGAAAUGGCCACAUGCAACGAGUCGAAUGUCUUUCGGCCCUUCUCCAAAGAAGGAAAAGGGGCAAAGACAGAGAUCCUCGCGACAAUGAAACUUUUAAAGGUGGAAGAAGCAUUAUCCAUGCCCAGAGUAGAACUAAAGGCAUUCCACCACAGCACUCUGCUGUUUGAGAGAGAGAGAGGAAAAGGGAAAAAGGCAGGAUAUUCGAAUGCAGUGCGAGUUGCAGAGGCAGUGAGACAACUCUGCUUAACCAAAGGCAUGACCUUUGAGUCUGCAGAUCUUUUCAUGUCUUUGGUGUUUGAUCUCCGGAGCCUUUCCAUAGGUGCCCUUCAAGACCUUUGGCAACGAGCGCUGUUCAAAUGCCGAGAUAACUGGCAGCCUCUGGUGGACACGUUACCAGCGUGUGGAACUGAAGCAUGCAUCAGUUUCCUAACAGAAAUCAUUUUGUCUCAAGAACUGGAUGAAGAUCGAGCAGACGCUUUUAUGUGGUCUUUGGCUUUCAUUCCAGAACCUACAGCGCCAAUGGUCGCCGCAGUUACUGCCCUGUUGAAAUCACCAGAUGCAAGAACACAGACUUUUCUAGGAGUUUCUUCUCUGGUUCAUAACUUCUGUUCAAAAAACAAUACAUGUCAAGUAAUACCCGAGGUACAGGAGGUCAUGAAGAUUCUGGAAGGUUAUGUACAAGGAAAUUGUAGAGCACGGGAAUCUGAGAGAAAGGAGAAGGUGCUGAUGUCCCUGAAAGCAAUUGGAAAUGCUGGCCUUGGUGCCAAUGCUCAGAUUCCAACAUUGAAUGAAUGUGUACAGUCUAAAACCAAUCUACUAGAAGUACGACUUGCAGCCGUUUAUGCUUUCAGACGCAUUCCCUGUGAAGCUGAUCGCACUGUGUUAGUUCAGCUGUAUCAAACGGCAGAUGAAGAUGUAGAGCUCCGAAUUGCUUCUUACUACAUAUUAAUGAAAUGUCCCAGCGAUCAGCUCUUUGAAACAGUGGGACUCACUCUGCAGAAUGAAAGAUCCAGUCAAGUGGGCUCGUUUGUAUGGACCCAUCUGUCCCAGCUCAUGGAAACUAAUGACCCCCUCAAACAGCAGAUUAAGGAAACUCUUCCCAAUUACAUUGUCAGCAAAGACUUUGACCUAGAACACUGGAAAUAUUCGUCAUAUGUGGAUGCCACCUUCCAGUCAGAACCAUUUCCUGUUGGGGCAAAUGCAGAGGCAGCCCUCAUUUUCUCCCCCAGGUCCUUCUUACCACGUUCAGCAAUGGCAAAUUUUACCAUUUAUGUGAUGGGCUAUGCUGUCAAUCUACUUGAGGUUGGCAUUCGAGUAGAAAACGCUGAGUACCUUGUCCAGAAAAUAUUUGGUCACAGACAAGCUCCUUUUAUGGACAGUCCCAAGAACAUGAAGAAUUCAGGGAGAAAAUGGAGGAUGAGAAAUCCAUCAAAAUCUUCCAUUCAGACUGCGGGUAAGAAGGAAGCAGUGCGGAGGCACGCUGUCAGCAAGUUUACAGCAUCCAAGCAGCAAGUGGAGAAACCCAGGUUUCAAAAAGCAAACCAAAGCUGUCAGAACGUGGACUAUAAUCGGAUUUAUGAAAUAGAGGCCCAAUUUGCAAAAAGGAUGGCGAAGAAGAAGAAGAAGCUGACAUGUGGCUUGAGCAUGAAGAUAUUUGGCAAUGAGUUGAGCUUUAUAGACUGCAGUAACAUGAGGACGCAGAUAAAGCAAUACUCUCUGGACAUGGCAGAAAUUGCAAUCAAACUCCUAAAGGGUCAGGAAGUACAGUAUAACAGAAGGACAAGUCUAGCUACAGAGGAGUUGACAUUUUCAUCCAUUUCAGGCCUGCCUAUUAGGCUUGCUGUAAAUGCAUCAGCUGCCACAAACAUUAAAAUUAAAGGGAAUGUUGACCUUAAGCAGAGGACCGACUUUAUCAUCACUGGUUUCAUCAAGCCAAGUGCUCACAUUCAUGUGUCUAUCCACAUGGGGGUUGAUGGGACAAUUGGUAAAGCUGGUCUGGAAUGGGUGGCAGGAAUGAGGACAUUGAUGAGCCUCGAUGGAGGAAUCCAGUUAAAGAAAGGGCAAGACUUGAAAGUUUUCCUCAACACACCACAGGACACAAUGGAGAUCAUAGAUAUCAGCUCAAGACUUUACACAACAAAUCCAAGUCGAAAGGAGGAAAUGAUUGGAUCUCAUGAUCGAAGGGAAGCGAGAACUUGUAGUGAAGAAGAAUUCUCCAGACAAAUUGGAUGGCAGAUUUGUUCCGAAAUGUCAUAUCCCUUGGGAACCUCUGGUCCUGCAUUUCCUCUCUCGGGCCCUGCUGAAGCAUCUGUUAUGCUUAUAAAACGCGACAAAGGACUACAGCAAUAUCUGCUGGAGGCAGCAUAUUCCUAUGUUACACAGAAGAACAGCUGGUUUCCCACUGAAGCUGUAUUGCAUUUUUUUAUGGGAACCCCGCAGUCAGUUAUCAACAGGGAUGUAGCCAUUGAUUUUCAGCUGAACUACUCAAAGAGAAAACUGUCAGCGAAAAUUAUUCAUCCAAAGAAAGCGAUAAAAAUCGAUGGAGAGAUUAGAAAAAUGAAACACUCCCGCACAGGACUGCUGGAAGUUCUCAUAGAUGACAAAGACUUGUAUUAUGUUAAGGGGUGGACAAGCUUGCAAAGUCUUGAUGGGGAGCAGAUGUUUUUCUCCAAGCUGGAAGCCAAAUUCACAAAGCAUGGGAGUCCCAUAAUACUGUCUGGCAAUGUGACCAGAGUCCCUGGACAGAAAAUUGCACUUUUUGUAUCACUCAACAAUGUAAUGCAAGAAACAGCUACUGUGUCAGUCCGUUUGGAGCAAAAAGUUGAUGAGAAGCAAAAGCAAUACACGAUAGAGGCUGACACCUAUCUUCCGCGCAUUCUGGGAUGUCAGAUAAUUGGCUUUUUGCAGCAAAGAGGAACUAGUUGGUCCUCCACACUACGGGGAAAAUAUGGGCUUUUUGGUGAUGCUCUGAAUCUUCGGCAUGAGUGCAACAUGGCUCAGAAAAUUAAGAGGGAGACAAGCCCUACAGAAACAUAUAAACUUCAAGUGCAACAUGAAUUUCACUGCACUCAGAUCACAUCCUAUAAUCAUAAGCUCCAUCUGCAGCAUGAAGAAAAUGAGUCACGGACACACACCCAGCUCGAGAUCAACUAUGGAAAACACUGGGAUGAGAUUAAUAACAGGAAGAAGAUUUUCAUCACUCAGCUCUUUAAGAAUGAUUCCAGCGCCAGCUUAACCAACUACUUCAUGGAGUUCACCUUGCAAAUUCCAGAGAAGCAAAUUCAUUACAGGACACAACUGCAGCAUUCUCACUUACAUCAGGGAUACGCUGAAAGCAACACACAUGUCAAAGUGCUGUACAAUGACAAGAUACCAUUCCAGGCAGGAAUUCAGUGGAAGGAUACGUCAAAACCUAAGUUGAAGAAGUGGGAAGGUUCGCUGAAGCUAGAUACACCUUGGCUUUAUCUUCAGACUUCUCAUAAGCUGAAUCAACCUCACAUUCGUGCAUACCAAUCAAGUGUGGAAAUAACAGCAGCAAAAGCUAUAUCAGUGAAGAAUCUGGUGAUCUGGACCUACUAUAAAAACAAAGGAAAUAAAUUGGAAGGAAGGAUUCAUAUUUACACACCCAGCACCACUUACGUAAAGGCAUCCACUCUUGGGCACAUUACAGAGAACUUGUUCAGAAGCCACAGUGAGGUUGUCUCACUUUGGAACUUGCCAGUUAAGAACAAAAUCCUUGUGGAAAGUAAAGAGAAACUUAAGUCUGCCUGGUUUUGGCUAAAGCAUCAGAAGAAAGAAUUUAAUUUCACAGCUAACUACAUGGACAGAGAGGAGCCGAAGAAGAAAAGGAGUAUAACAGUGAUGGCCCUUUGGACAGACAAUAAGAGCCCGCCUUUGGUAAUGCAGUUGAAUGGACAGAUCGAGGAAUUGAAGAGGGAGAAGAUGUUGUUCCAGAACCGUGCAUUAAUUCAAUUUAGACACCCUUUUAAGCUGCCAGUACCGCAGAACACCCUUCUUCAGGAGACAUUCACUGUAGACAAGAGGAAGAAACAUUAUGUUUUGGAAGUGAAAGCCUUGGUGAAUGAGAAAGAGGAAACAAUUCACACACUUAUCCUUGGAUACCAGCCUGAAAAGCCAUAUAUCUGUGUUGCUUUAGCACACCCUUAUAAUGCUGAAGUUAUUCCAAAGAACAUGGAAGUUUGUUUCAGAACAAAGACAGACCACAUUGCAAAAUUUGAGGCAGAAGCAACAGUGAGAAUCAACAAAAGAGAUGCCUUGAAGUUCCGUGGACGAUAUCAGAAUAAAUCUACUGAUACAGACUGCUGGUAUCUUGUGCACUUUGACACAGACCACAGUCUACAGAUACGCGUUCCUCACACUUUAAUCCUGGAUGGGGAGCUUUUCACGAUGCAGAGCAAGCACAAGGAUUUUAAUUACGGAGCAAAUUGUAAAUUUAUCGUCAAUAAGCUGGAUACAUCACAGUUCUCCAUUCAAUGGAAUGGCUCCUCCAAUCAAAUGAGAGUUUACUCCCAGUUCAGUCAUCCUUACCAGUCAACAAUACCAUACACUUUUCAGACCCUCGCGACAGCAAAGAAUUAUGGAGAGAGCAACUACAAUGGCACAUUCUACCUACACUCUAAUGGCAAAGAUCUUAUGGUAACGGAGUUUGAUGUUGUGAAUGAGAGUAAAAGGAGUGUCAGAACUCUGGGUGUUAAAGCUGCCCUGCACCAGAGCUUUCUGACUGGACCAAAGAAUAGCCAAUUUCAAGUAACUGCGAGAGCACACAAUUCCAGAUAUUUGGUGGUUUCCAGUCUGCAGUUGGACGAGAAAGCUUUUGACAUAGAUCUGAUGGGAUUAAAGGAGUACCAAGAAUGUUUGAUCUUAUCAAUGGCUGGUACUGUCCAGCAUAAUAUGAAUAAUGGGCAAACAAUUCCACAAUUCCUACAUGUGGAUGCAAACUUAAAACAGCAAAACAAUACCAAUGAAGGUAACCUGAAUAUUGAAAUCGAUGACAUCCUUUACAGACUACACCUUCAAAAUAACAACUCUUUUAGUGACAGCACUGCUCACGAUUUAAUUGUCACCUUGAUCCAGAAUGGCAGCCUGACAAUCCCAGCAAGGACUGAGUUUAAAGGACACUUGGAGCUGGGCCAAGAAUCGAGAGUGGGCCAGGCCUGUUGGCAAACAGAUGAUAAAUCAAUAUGUUUCCAGCUUUUCCAGGUGACCAAAGCAAACCAGACCAAGGUCACUUGUAAAGUGGCUCACAACCUGGAAGAAUUAAUAACUACAGGUUUACCUGCUGAUGGGAGAUUUUCUCUGAAUUAUGUUCACAUGAAUAAGAAUCGUGCGGUUAUGAUUGAAAUGCAAAGUGGCAGUAAACGCAUACAGGCUUCUGUCGAGAUGGAGAGAACAUUUACUGGUACCCCUAUAUACCAGCUAACCAUCCAUCUGCUGCACAGUGUGGAGGAACUGGAAAAAUUUGGUCUUCCAUUCUCAUCCACUGGAAGCUAUCAUUAUCAGAAUCUCAGGAACGGAUACACUGCUAAUGUAAGUGUGAAAUUGGAGAAGCAGCACCUCCGCACAGCAAUCGAACAGAAGAGCACUGCAAGAACAGGAGAGGUUUUUCUGUUUUUUAACCAUGACAUAGAGGCAUUGUCCAAAAGGAUACCAGCUACAAUUCAGGUAAACUGCAGUGGAGAAGCUUCCCAAAAGCUGCUUCUGGGCCACUGUUCUGGAGCAGUUGCAGGCAAACCUUUUGAGAGUGCAAUGCCAACAAGAUUCUCACUAAAUGGCACAAUGAGGACAGACCGUUGUGAAGCAGAUUUCUCUGGCCACCUCCAAAUGGACAACAAAUUUGCACGGCUUGAAUGGCAGACUAUAUGGACCCCAAUCCCCAGCAUUGACCUUGGUUUCAGGCACUCUGUUCCUUUACUACUCACUGUGGGAAUCCCAAAUGACAACAGACUGCUGAUCCGAACAGGCAAAGGGACAAAACAUGAAGCAUCUGUUGAGUUUACUGUUGGCAAAUGCAGCCUCAGAGCAGUUGGUGACGUCAAAGUCCCUGGUAAUAAAAAGGAAGGAAUGAGUACCGAUUGGUCGGCUUCCCUCAUGAACAGAUGUCUUACUCUUGAGAGAGUGGGUGUCCCACAGAAUCUGGAGACCAAUGGCUCCUUAGAUAUCAACAGCUGCAACAUUGCAAUCAAAACAAAUAUGCUGAACAAUGGUAAAACAGCCGAGUUUCAUCUGGAGACGUCCUGCAAUCCCAAGUACACAGUGCAGGGAGUUUUUAAACACACCAUCCCACAGCUGAGUAACCGUGGCCUCCCCAGUGAAAGUCAAAUUCUCCUGUCUGCUACCAAAGGAGCAAAAAUGGAAGGCUCGUUCCUGCUGCAGUCUGGAAAUUGCAAAGUCCGAGCCGAUGGUAACUUAAACUCUGGAGCUAAAGCAGAGUGGAUGUGGGUGACAGAAACAGAUUGCGAAGUUUUGCAGAAUUUUAAGAUUCCAGCUCAAUCGCAAUGUAAUGGAUCCAUUCAGGUUGAAGGCUGUAAAGCAGAACUUCUAACCAAUAUCCAAUUAGAAGGCAACAGUGCAACCCUGGAGCUAAAUUCAGAGUGUGAUCCAAAAGUCAACAUAGAGGUCAUAUUUGAACACACAUUGCCAAUGCUAAAAGGGAUUCCAGAACACAAUAAGCUCUUUUUUACAGCAGAAAGACACUUAAAAUCCGAAUUUGAAUUAGAUUUAAAGAUGGGCACUUGUAAUCUUCUAGCAAGUGGAGGUCUUCAGGUGAAAAAUAAAACAGAAUUAAACUUCUUGAUAAAUAACAAAUGCAAAAAGCUGCAGGAUCUAGCGGUGCCACUGAAAAUUAAUGGGUCAGGUUAUAUUGUGAUAAACGGAGUUAACUUUGCGUCCCAGAUACAGAUAAACAUUGACCAAACUAAACUCGAAGGUCUGAUCACUCUGAAGUCUGAUGCUAAUAAACAUGAGAUUAACGCCUCAUUGUUCCACAACAUUGAUGGCGCCUCACAGCUUGGAAUUCCAGGAAACACAGUUGUGGCUUUAACAGCUGAGAAACAGGGCGAUACGUACAUGCGGUCCAUCCGAUUUAUCGUUGAUAGCAAGCAGAUAAUUGAAGAUUUGACUUUCGUUCUCAAGACACAUCAUAUUUCAUUGAGCUACAAACUUACACAUAAUUUAGAGCUACUCAAGACCCUAUUCAUAGAUGAAGAUGUUGAUAUACAGAUAAAGGCUGAAAUCCAAGGUCUGACUCCUAACCUUGAGGGAUCUGUUCAAAUCGUUUUGGAUGGUGAGAAGUCCGUUGCAUAUGCAUUCAACACUUACGUAAAUGAUGGACAUUUUAAGUUAAUCAUCAGGAACAGUCACAACAGUGAAAGCUUAGCGACUGUUGGUUAUCCAGAGGAGAUUGUGCUUGUAUUAAUUGCACAAAGAACUGACACCAAAAUUAGCUCGAUGUUCGACAUUCAAUAUGAUUCCAAGAAUAUGAAGUUAAUUUUGGAUGCCUCCAGACGAUUUACAAUGGGUGCUGUCAUUGAAUUUAAUAUUGAAGUUCAGCAUACGAUCCUCUUCAUCAAGAAGCUUGGAGUGCCCUUCAGUAUCAAGGUUGAUUGCUAUGGUAUGCUCAAAGACACUGACGUGGAUGCAUCAUUGAAGCUAAAGUAUGAGCCGGUUGCCAAUGUGAUCCUACUUGUGGAGGGAAGAAAUCAACAUUAUAACAAAGAGUUGCAGCUGAUAGUUUUACAGAAUAUCCCUGCCCUCCGUUACCUUCCUGCAGCAGUAGAAAUUGCAACAAAGGUUAAUUACUCUGCACAUAUGAUAAACGGAACAUUCAACAUCAUGUUGGAUGAGAAUAAACUGAAUGCUUUCACCAUUUUAACUAUUGGAGGUUCUGGUUAUAGUGAAAUCUUCGAGAUGACCCACACAUUCGCACAGUUGAAAGCCAUUCCUAAACAGCUGGUCUGUAAUACGGUUUAUCAGAAGAUUGGCCGGACAUACAUGCUCAGUCACAAUGCCACGUGGGAAGACAAAGAACUGGGUUUUUUGGGAAGCUACAGUGGAUCUUUCCCAAAGAUAUUUGGGCGCCAUGAAACUCGUGUGAACUUUUUCCAUCCGUUUGCCAUCCCAUUGCCUCAGCAGUUGCAGCUCAGAAUGAGCCUUUCUCAUUCUCUCUUCAGUCACCAGGAUGACAUUGUAAUUAACUGGGACUACAAGGAUCAGGUGGUUCUUUUAGUCUCUCUGAACUUGGAUAAUGAUCGACUGGAAAGCAGAGCCAACCUUCAGCACCCAUUCCAACUCACCUUGAAAAAGUUUGAACUACAAUGUCUCUCUGAAAGAAAAGAAAAGAAAUACAAUCAAAAGGCCCAUGUUGCCUGGAAUGGAGGCCAACCCAUUGAUCUUAAAUUUACAUUGGAAUACAAAUUGGAAAGCAACUUAACAGCAUUGGACACAUGUGUGGACUUUUCCUCAGGCCAGCUGCAGCCUUUGCUUCUGAUACAGUCUCUGCACGGCUGUGGAUCUGCCAAACAUACUCAAAACUCUUUUACUGAGAGUGUGGAACUGCAUUGGGAUGACAAGAAGAUCAACCAGAGCUUUGAGUAUCAGAAUAACAGACCGAUGAGGCCAGACAAUAUCUGGAUUGCUGUCACUUUCUCAAAUGUUAUCCAGUCAUCUUGUGGAAGGCAGGGCAUUCUUGGGAGGAUCCAAACUGAUUAUCGUGACCAGCUGAACCAUUACCUGAAAGUGGCCUUCUGUAACAUGUCAAAUUCUAUCAAACUGUCAGGAAAACAUCAGCGAAAUAAAGGAGAAGUCAUUCUGUCAUCCCAAACCCGAGUCAGUCUUUCCAGUGAUGAGAAACAUGACAUGGUGUUGGGAAUGUCACUGAGGAAUGGUGGACAGGCGGACAUGAAGAACUACUCCCUUGAUAUGCAGUGGAAGGCUUCUGAAGCCAGUCAUCUAGGCCUGCUGGGAAAGUACACUGCCUCCGCCCUCAAGAGAAGAAUCGUACUAGAGGGGAAGAUCGAUUACAGAGAGGCAAUAAAACUAGCCAGCACACACGAGAAGGGAUGUCAGCAGUACUAUACUGGAUACACUAAUGGUGGAUCAGACGAGGAGGGAGUAGAAUUGGCUUUUUGCUCCAAUGGAAGAGGCAGUGCAAAAGCAGAACUGUAUCACUCACUGAACCAGACGAGAAAAGGAGAGCUUGGACAUGUCGCGGUGACUGUUGUCAACAAGAGUAUGCAGAGUGUACUAAGGGUAACAGCACAAGGUUGUGGGCACCUCGUUACCAGAACUGAGGCCAAACUUUCAGAAAUUGUUUUGCAGUUUAAGAACCAGUUGCUGAAAAAGCUCAAAGAUUUUGAUCUCCGUGUUUGGAAAUUCAGGAAAAAUGUUGGAGACACUACAUUUCUGUAUGAAACAUGUGGCUGGAUGCUAAAAGCCUCGCAGAAAACAGCAGACGCCAUUAGGAAUGGUGGUAGAAUGUUCCGUCAGAUGUGGAAGCUGAGCAGAGUGAGGCAGAUGGUGCUACAUGUUGUUCCAUUGUACCUAGAAAAGAUUCAAGAAACAUUACAACAGUUACAAGGAGAACUACAAAAGCCUGUGGCCACACUAAAGGAUGCUUACUACGAUGUGACACUGAAGGAACUAGAUCAAGAGUGGAAACUGAAAACUGAGGAGUAUCUGGAAAAAAUUCAAUCUUUUAUACCCACAGUAGUUCAGGAUACAUGGCUGCUGCAGUCAGUACCCAGGGUACUGUAUAUUACCAAGCAAGCAUUUGAUUUGACCACGCAACAAGUAACGAGGUGGGCAGAGGCAAAAAUCGCCAAAGCCACAAGCAAGAUCCAUAAGCCACUUGCAAAUCUCUACAAAUACUCACCAGAAGAUUGCUCUGUUGUAGUGAACGUGCCAUUGUUGUCUAUGGGGGAGCGGCUGCUUGAUGUGGCUAAUAUUACCAACUAUCUUGUUGAAUCCAAGCUGAUAAAGACAUUGAGGAGUCUAUACAAUAUAAACCCCAUCGCAGAAUAUUACAGACUAAAACACAGGAUUAUGGACAGCCCAUUUGAACAUCAAGCCCUACUCAUUGGAAACAAGCAUUAUGUGACUUUUGACGGGAAGAUGUAUGAUUUUGCCAGCAAGUGUAGUUUUCUUUUAGCUAAAGAUUUCCAGAGGAACACGUUCACGGUGUUACUGAAUCACGAGAGUGAUGGUAGGAACUCACUCCGCGUGGAAAUGAAUCGCACCAUCAUUGAUAUAUACCCAGGAGUAAAGGUUGAAGAGAAUUGCAAAGCCAGUGAACUGCCCCUGGUGAAGAAUGGAGUGACAAUCAGAAAGGAUCUUAAUGAAGUCAAGGUGUCAAAUCAAAAUGGAGUUAUUGUGUCAUGCAAUAUGCAACGUGAAAUCUGCAGUCUGACUCUCCCUGGGUGGUACCAUGGUUUAUCAGCUGGUCUGUUUGGAACAAAUGAUAAUGAAGCUGGAAAUGAGUUCACACUACCCAAUCAUUCACAGACUGAAAAUGUGGAAGAGUUUGCACAGAAAUGGCAGAUUGAUGCACCGUGCCACACUACUGGCAAGAAGGUUAAGCUAUGCUUUGGCAGUGCUUUUCAGUACAUCUGUAAGAUGUUAUUCAAAGGAGCCUAUUCACCACUGAGAAAUUGUUUCAGAGUGGUAGAUCCUGUUCCAUUCUAUGACAUGUGCCUGAAUGACAUGUGUGAAUCAUCAGAUCUUCAGCCAGGCUGUAACUUAGCAGCUGCCUUUGUCCACUUAUGCAACAGGAAUUUUGUCCCUCUGGAAAUUCCAUCACAAUGUGUGGCUGGCAAGGAUAGUGACAGCAUGCAAAACGAUGAUGUGGUAGAUAACAAGCAAUGGCUGACUGUAAAACCAGCAGACGUCCUCUUCAUUAUUGAAGAGAGGGACUGCAAUAAGCCGAUUGUUACAAAGCUUCCUUCACUUAUUAAUUCAUUGGUUGAAACCUUCAAAAAACAAGGAAUCACAGAUGUGAAAUUUGGUUUCAUUGGCUUUGGUGAUGUUGGAGUUCACGAGCAGCACCUCCUCACUGUGAAGAGAGAGCACUCGACUUCUUCAUCCUGGCACUUGGAAAAGGAACUGGGCAGCAACCUGACAUUCACCCGCAAUAUAUCUCUCAAUGCACCAGCUGCCGUGAAACUGGUAGCACAGUGGCCUUUCCGUAAGGAAGCCACCAAGAGUGCCAUUCUUCUGACUUGUUCCAGCUGUCAUCGAAAUGACAAGUCGUCUGAAAACACUUUGCAGAACUUGCUGACAUCCUCAGGGAUCACAUUGCACGUACUGAAAGACAUGAAGAUUCAGCUGAAGAAUGAAGAGAGUGACGCCACUAUUGUAGGCUUAGAUGAUAGCAAUCUCUUCAGAGUCAGCGGUGCUGGGGCCUGGCCUUCUAAAACAUUACGCCAUCACAUUGUGUUACCUGCUGAAGAUAGGUGUCUGUCUGCAGCAAUCAAAUCAGGUGGUGCAGUAUUUGAUUCUUCAAAGUUCAUCAAUCAAGGUGAAAAUUUCCUCCAAUUAUUUAGUUUCCAAGUCACCAAGAAGCACAAGAUUGGCAAAUGUGAGAUUUGCCAGUCCAGCACAGGUUGAAACAACUUCAUGUUUAGUAUCUGAGUUGACUACUUCAUAGCAAAAAGAAUGUCAGAUAGUUAUAAUGGCAGAUGCACAAUAUGAGGAAUGUAUCCUACAGUCCGUAACACCCAUGGAAUUAAAAGUCAUAUUUUCACAUUCAUUGCAGCCCACACCAUGCUGUCACUGUACAUAUUACUCUAAAUUCCUGGUCCUAAUUAAAAAUUAUUUCAAAUUAAUUCGAAUAAACUAUGUAUUUUACUGUGACUUGCUCGUACAGUCAAUCCAAUGCUGGAUUUAUAUUCCUAAUACAUUAAUGGGCAGCAUAUUUUAAAACUCCCUAAAUCAUUAUUGUUCUCUCCACAAAAUUUCCUUGAAGGUUCACUCGAAAUAAUUAAUGACAAUGAUGAGAGGGAGCUAAACAUGACAGAUUAAAUGUGCUUCAGAAGCACAUGCAGUCUUGAAAACUGUUGUUUUGAUAUUUCAGCUCAACAAAGCUGCAAGGUGAUUCAUGCUAGCUGUUUAUCUGUGCUGUGUAGAUAGCUAUGUCUGGGUAUCUGCUGGAAUUUAAUAUAGGUUAAACCGUAAACAUUUGAUUUCUUCAUUUUCGAAUUAUGACUAACGCAAUCCUUCUGAAUCAUUCUCCACAAGAAACAGAACAGCCAAAGUAAGAUCCAAGUGUUUGGAUUCUACUGAAUAAAGAAUGGAACACUACUUGGUUUACAGUUGGUGACCUAACACAUUUGAUGAGCUCAUCAUGCAGUAAAUCAGAAAGAUUGAGACUCAGUUAAUUUGGUGUACAACUCCUGAAAUCACGUUGAGGCCCGAAAUCCUCUCCAACAUUUUUUAUAGAUUGUGUGAUCCAGAUUAUUAUUGUUCUUUCUAGAGGUCAUCAUGGUGCUUGUCAGCCCUGUAGAGUUUACCAUUGUUUAUAAUGGAAGUCUAAAGCUGAUUAGGUUGUCUAACAAAGUGAGGAGGUUCAGUAGCUGUUAUAAUCAAAGAACAGAGUUCUAGCACAUCCAAAUGGCACAAAUAGUCAGCAGCAAAGGAAACUGCUAGUUAAUAUGGUGAUGAAAAUCAUAGCCAGUACUUUUUCAAUAAAUUUUAGCAUAAAUUUCAGGCAUCUUCAUUACUCCUAUUAGAUGAUACCAAUUAUAAGAAUAAUACUCAGGACAUUGAGAAAGUCAACAACUUGUUGAGUAGCAAUAAUAAUUUAGUACAGAAUUAUAAAUAUCUCAAUGUAGCGUAAAAUUGGUGCCUUUUUAUUUUGUCUAUCAAUUUACUGAAUUCCUUUUCCCUGAAACAUUUUGUACUAAUAAAAUAAAUUCUUUGAUUUUUGUUAAAUAUAGUUUUAUCAGUCUCAAUGAGGUAUGUUUUCAGUGAGUGAAUCCUACAUAUACUGUUUUUCCCUAUUGGACAUUAAAUGUCUUGAAAUAUUGCCUUCAGAUUCACGUUUGUGUGAGAAAUGCAUAAAUAACAUUACUUGCAGGUUACAUUUGUUAAUUGACUUACAUAUUUUUGGAAUACAGAGCAAGCAAUAUUUUAGUUUUAUUAUUGUGAUUCUCAGUUUUUCUGUUUUGUUUCAUACUUUCAGUGAUAUUAUUAUAUUAGAACUUUGUAAUAAGUUCCAGUCAUUAGAAUUCUGUGAUUGGAGAGUACUGAGUCUUGCACAUGUUUUCAAUGUCUUCGUUCUCCUUUACCUCAUUGAUGCAAUGCACUUUUACAUUUGGUUGUGUUUAUGGAAUCAUAUUUUUAAUAAAAUGAGGUUAGAAGUU